CUUGCAGAUAUGUCAGAAAACUGAAGUCAACUAACAAGACACUAUACACUGCUGUCUAGGCACCUUGGUUGUACCUCAAAGGACUGAACAAACCCAGUGAUGGUGCAGCCAUGAAGGCAACUCAGUGAUAAUGGCAAAAUACUGAUAGACAAGAGUAUCUGCUUUGCUGGGAGGUCAGGACAUCCUUGAUAUGCACCAUUCAAAGCCCAAGAUAAGCACACAACAAAGAAACCACAAUAACAAACCUCCUAUGAAAGCAGAAGUCAGCAACACUGUUCCAGAAUAUGUGGUGUCCUGAUACGUAUCUACAUCGAUGAUAUAAAAGUUACACACUAUCUACCCAAAGGGAGCUUCUCUGUGUAAGAUCUCCCAGACAGACCAGACCCUUGUCUGGGAUGCUUGGCUGGCUCUGGACUCUAACACGGAUGAUCUUCGAAGUGAAACUUUUCUGUCAUUGAUUGGCUCCACUCCCGUGAGUUGUUUGGUCUCCAGGACACAAAGACAGACACCUCAAUGGCUACCAAGGAUGAGAAUGAAAUCCGUCUGUCUCAUGCUCUCUCAGAAGGCGAGAUAAAAGCCACUCAGAAGAGACAAGAAAAAGUAUUGAUGUGUCUGAAAGACCUUGGGAUUCAUUGUGACCAGAAUAAUGUGCCUAAUAUUGUUGUUCUGGGAUCAGGCGGAGGCCUGCGUGCCAUGAUAGCCCUGCUCGGAACCUUGGUCGAGCUGAAGACACAGAAUUUCUUGGAUGCUGUGCUGUAUUUGUGUGGGGUGUCAGGAUCCACUUGGUGCAUGUCCCUCCUGUACGAAGAUACGAAAUGGUCAGAAAAUUUGAUGUCCUUGGAAAAGGAACUGUGCAAAAACCUCAGUGAUUUCCCCUGGCAUUUUAUGAAAGCAGAAGAAUACUUACAGGAGUCAUCAAGAGAUGAACUUUACUCACUCACUGACUUCUGGGCCUCCUGUCUUGUAUACCAAAUACUGAAGCAGUUUGAUGAGCACGAGCUGGCUGACCACAGGGAGGCCUCAGAAACUGGAAUAAACCCUUACCCAAUUUAUGCAGCAGUGGAUAAGGAAAAACUAAGUGAAGAAGGUGAAAACUUUCCAGGGACCUGGUUUGAAUUCACCCCACAUGAGAGUGGAUAUACUGCCUUGGGUGCUUUUGUGAGUACCAAGUACUUUGGAAGUGAAUUUGAGAAGGGUAAGAUGAAGAAAAGGGCGAAGAAGAAACCCAUUUGUUACAUGCAAGCCUUAUGGGGGAGUGCUCUUGGAAGCAUCGAAGAAAAUCUAAAGUUUAUACGAGAGUGUCUACAAAGAAUAUUUCAGUUAAAGGAAGGCAUCUCCUCAUGUGCACCUGAGAGUAAUUCAGAUACCGUCAUGGCAUAUCAGACUGCUCUUCUUCUACUAGACCUUGAGUUCUGUGCUGUAAGUGGGAAUGAUCCUAAGGAAGUCUUCAAGAAAUUGUUGAAUAUAUUGUCAGGCAAGGCAAAAAGUGCAUCCUACCAACUGUGCACUGAAAUGCAUAAUACUUGGGCAAUGAAAACAAGGGAGGAAAGAAUGGAGAGCUGUACUGAACUGGACAAAGAGAUAGAAAAGGAAUUGAGAGUGCAUCUUGGAGAAGAAGGUACUCUAGAAGGAGAGUUACAAUCAUCCCAUGGAAACUCCCUAGGACCACUGCAGGAUGUCAUUAGGAUGAUGUUUAAAACAAUUGGAUGCGUGAUGACCUGGAAAUGGGGAACGACUAAUAACUUCCUUUACAAGUGCUCUAACAUUCAACCCUCUUACCUGGUCAGAAACAAAAUCAUUUCUUUGAUUGAUGCUGGCCUGGCAAUAAAUUCUGCCUAUCCUCUGGUCCUUCGAGCACAGCGGAGAACAGAUCUGAUAAUUUCCUUUGACUUCAGCUCUGGAGAUCCUUUUGAGACUAUCAAGAAAACAGCUACAUAUUGCCAGAAAAACAGUAUCCCAUUUCCCAAGAUAGAGAAUCAGGAAAUGGAUGAGAACCACCCUUCUGACUGCUAUAUCUUCCGAGGAGACAAGUCAUGCCCUACAGUCAUGCACUUUCCACUCUUCAACAGCGUGAAUUGUUCUGAUAAAAUAGAAGAAUACAGAAAGAGGUUUCACACUUUUUCCAUGUUCUUCCCCAAGGAAGACAUCAAAGACCUCCUUGAGAAAGCAAGGUUGAAUGUAUACAACAAUAGCGGGAAGAUUAUGGAUGAGAUAAAACGGCUUGUGUCUUCCUCUCACAAAAAGGAGUUCUGAAUGUGAGGGGGGGGGGGGGGGUGGUGUCUUUCAGUACCAGAUAACAAAUUCAUGAAUCGCCGGUAAACUUCACCCCACUGCAUUUUUAAUUUUGGCCAUUUGAUCUUAGUCUUCAUACUGUGCUCUGUACAACUGUAACGUAGAUUUCUCCAUUUUCUCCCUUCUCAGCUACUUCUGGAAGUUCCUCUAUAGUCAAAAGAACGAAAAAGCUGCUCUUAGGGAGUGAAUCAUUUGGCACAUUUUAAACAUAUUUGUGACAAUAAGAUGGCCUGAGUUUCUUCUGAAGAGGCUCCCUUUAAAAUUGGCUGAGAUGGAGGCAUCAGUGUUCACAAAGAAACUCCAACUGAACAGUGCUUGCACAGUGUCAAGAAUUCCUUAUUUUGCUUAGCGUGCGUGCUCAGCUUUUGUUUUACCUACUAAACUGUCUUUAUGUCAACCCAUGAGUUUUUGCAGUUAUGCUUCCAAUUCUCUCCCCCAUUCCACUGGGGGGCAGUGAGUGAGAGCUGUGUGGUGCUUAGCUGCCUGUCAGUGUUCACCCACGACAAUCCUUCCUGGUGCCCACCAUUGAGCUCAAAGGGUUCAAGAUAACAUUGGAUUUGAUUGGAGUGUCUUAGACCAAAUUUAUACCUGUUCCAGCUGUUCAACUAUGAAUUGGCAGGCUCCUGCGCUUGUCACAGGUCUUGCUUACCUUAAUGUACGUUAAUCUAGUGCUUGUUAGUGGAUUCUUUUGCUGUUUGCUGUACUAAUUAUCAUCUUACUCCUCUGUGCCUGGGAACAUUUUGCUAACAGCAAUGGCGAUGAACCUGGGAUGGCAGGUGGCCAGGGUAUCACUGCUAUUCCUGUGUUGCUGUACUGGACAGGCUGGAACUCCAGUAUGAACUCAAGUCAAAGGGACUGUGACCUGUGGCUAAGUCCGCACUGGAGCAAGUACAACUUAAAGCAUCUGUGGCCAUGGAUAAGUCCAUGCCAGAGCAAGUACAUCUCAGAGCAUCUGUGGCUGUGGGUAAGUCCAAGCUGCAGCAGCGGGUAUGUCCCUGAAGAGACUGUGGCCCAUGGUAAAAGGCCAAGCUGGAGAAGGUACACCCCUAAGGGAUUACGUUUAAUGGAAAAGCUCACACCAGAGCAGGGGCAAGGGGAGGAGCUCAUUGCAAUGUUAAGCCCUGUGGCCUGGUUUAAAGGGAGCAGGAAUGGAGAUUGCAAUAGAUAUAUGUUUAAAUUGUAACCCAUUAUUUGAGUUGCAUGUUACAGGAAGUACUGUAGCAGGAACCAGCCAAACCAACAGACAACGAGCCUCACAAGAAGCAGUGCAAGUGCAGCAGUGACCCAGCCUGAGUCAUGCCUUGGGUGCCUAAUAACUCCACACAACACAACACCUCUCCUGACCUGAGUGACUGUUGUAACAGACAGAACCCAAGUCGUGGACUUAAAUGAACUCAGUGGCCAAUUUACGGACAUGUUAUGGGUAUUUUUACAGGAGUGGCCCAAAGACUAAGGGAAUGAUAUCUAUGUGUAAAUCUAAAGACAGAAAAGGGGUUGGUGAUUAAUGAGGGUGUAUUGGAUGACGUGGGUCCUGAGUAUGAUGUAAAUGGUAUGGAAUAAGGAGACUGUAGUCGAUCUGGCGGGGAUGGAGUUAUUUUUUUCAUAGCAGUUCAUACGGUGCUGCCUUUUGUGACCAAAACAGUGUUGAUAACACAUGGAUGUUUGAGCUGUUGCUGAACAGUGCUUACAAAGCAUCAAGGCCUUUUCUGCUUCUCACACUGCCCUGCUAGUGAGCAGGCUGGGGGUGCACAAGGAGCUAGAAGGGGACACAGCCAAGACAGCUGACCCCAACUGACCAAAGCGAUAUUCCAUACCAUAUGGUGUCACGCUCAGCAAUAAAAGUUGAGGGAAAGAAGGAGGGAGGGGAGGAUGUUUGGAGUUAUGCUGUUUGUCUUCCCAAGUAACCAUUACGCGUAAUGAAGGCCUGCUUUCCUGGAAAGGUCUAAACAGCUGCCUGCCAAUGGGAAGCAGUGAAAGAAUUCCUUAUUUUGCUUUGCUUGCAUGUGCAGCUUUUUCUUUACCUAUUAAACUGCCUUUAUCUCAA
This is a messenger RNA of Falco peregrinus (peregrine falcon), 4336 nucleotides long. RefSeq names its product phospholipase A2 group IVC (gene PLA2G4C). Gene Ontology annotation, biological process: glycerophospholipid catabolic process. The transcript has 17 exons. Bases 514 to 2253 code for a protein of 579 amino acids. Gene Ontology annotation, cellular component: nuclear envelope; nucleoplasm; cytosol. Lineage: Eukaryota; Metazoa; Chordata; Aves; Falconiformes; Falconidae. The record is from RefSeq and is a predicted model, not a curated record. Gene Ontology annotation, molecular function: calcium ion binding; calcium-dependent phospholipid binding.